AUGAUUCACAAUAAACAUUAUCAAGAGGACGUGAAAUACGUCGUCGAGCAAAGUCAUGUUGUACUUCGCAUGCUCGGUAUUUGGCCAUUGACCGAUAGACGACCAAACACGAUCGAGAAAGUUACAAAUAUCUUUUUCAUGAUUAUUUGCUAUCUUCUUCUCCAUUGCGAUAUGGUACCGGGUGUUUUGUAUUACAUAUUUAUCGAUAAUGGAGCGCGCGAACAGAUGAAGAUGAUGCCACCGAUCCUGUACUCAAUUAUGGCGAUCGCCAAGUACAGUAACUUGAUUGUCCACGAGUCGAAUAUCAGACGUUGUCUGCGACACAUCGAGGAAGAUUGGAGGACGUUAAUUAUCAGCGAUGCGCGAGAAGUGAUGCUGGAUAAAGCCAAUACCGGAAGACGAUUAUUUACCUUGUGUUGCACGUUCAUGUAUUGUGGCGGACUCUCUUACAACACGAUAGUGCCGCUAUCAAGAGGAAGUAUCGUUAUCGAUCAAAACAUUACGAUCAGACCGCUCUCCUGCCCCGGUUAUUAUGUUUUUUUCAAUCCGCAAAAUAGUCCCGCCUACGAAAUUGUGUUUCUUCUGCAGUGCCUCUGCGGUUUCGUCAUGUACACGAUCACGGUGGCAAUUUGCGGUCUCGCCGCGGUCUUCGUGAUGCAUGCGUGCGCGCAGAUGGAGAUUCUGACGCGUUUGAUGGAGAAUCUUGUCAACGAGAAUGAUUUUGGACAGAGGAACGUCGUUGUUAAACUGGCAGUCGUAAUUGAACAUCAGAUAAGGAUACGAAAUUUCUUACAACUGGUGGAGAAUAUUUUGCGCUAUAGUAGCUUAGUCGAAAUAUUGGGGUGUACCACGAUCAUAUGUCUUACGGGAUAUUGUAUAAUAGGGGCAGAAGAAAUAAGCUGGACUUCUUGCACGCUCGACUGGUAUCGUCUUCCGACAAGUAUGACGCGAGAUAUGGUAUUAGUGAUAGCUUUUUCGAAUGUUUUGCCACGAAUUACCGCUGGAAAAUUCAUUGAUCUGUCUUUUAAAACAUUCGGUGAUGUAAUUAAAUCUGCUGUAAUCUAUUUGAACAUGCUUCGACAACUAACUGAAUAA
This is a messenger RNA of Formica exsecta, 1095 nucleotides long. RefSeq lists its product as uncharacterized. The record is from RefSeq and is a predicted model, not a curated record. Gene Ontology annotation, cellular component: plasma membrane. The transcript has 4 exons. The coding region runs from base 1 to 1095 and encodes 364 amino acids. Gene Ontology annotation, molecular function: odorant binding; olfactory receptor activity. Gene Ontology annotation, biological process: sensory perception of smell; detection of chemical stimulus involved in sensory perception of smell. NCBI's taxonomy places the organism in Eukaryota, Metazoa, Arthropoda, Insecta, Hymenoptera, Formicidae.